AUGCCAUCCACUCCCCCGUCCGGAUCAAGUCAAAGAUCAGUAGAAUCAACCGAGCAGGGGCGGGCAGCUGUCGCCACUCCUCUCAGUCAUCAACAUCGUUUUGGUUACCAGCGCGAUGUACAUCACCAAAGUCCCAGUAAUUUCAGUGCCGCUCCAGCUACCUCGCCGUCAACAUCUUUCGGGAUUGAACUCAAUUCUCUAGUAUUAUCUUCCCCAGCAUCAUCGUCAUCACGUCCCGUCCCUCACACUCUUCCGACCCUGUCUCACUUCAAUGGGUAUUACCAUGGACUGCCUGCCAGGCCUCAACUGAUUGCUCGAAGCGACCCGUCAAUCUGGGCUCACCCAACCUCCCCAAUCGACUCAGGAUUCGCAGAUACCAAGACGAUACUCCCGGUCGAUCCUGCUCACCCUAUCUGUAAGAUUUGGGAUACUGCACUCGGCUCCAAACUGCUCGAAAUAAUUGACUCUCAUACAGACUUCGCUAAUUCCGUCGACAUCGCACGGAUAUGCUUUGACUCAGAAAAGGAUACCGCUGGUCCUAUCAUCUGGAUUGGAAUACAGCCCGGGAAAAUGAGUAUAGAGGCUGGACAAGCUUUGGUACAAGAUUGCGUUUAUCUUCUAAACAAAGAAUCGCUCAAAGAUGUAGCAGUUGAAGUGAAAGAAUCAGAUAUCGUUCUUCUAUCAGCUCCUCGACUUUACGAUCCACCCACGAUCAAGCCGGCAAUCCAGCCGUUCGCAACUCGCUUGUCGAUCUCGUCAGGCAUACCGAUCUGUACCUCUGCCGGCAAUUUUUACAGGGGCACGGGAUCCUUCCUCUUGGGCGAAGUGGGUCAUCCCCAAGAUAUCUUUCUAUCUACUGCUGCGCAUGUUGUCAACAGGACAAACAACGUUAACGGAUGGAAUUCAAGUCUGCCGCUCCCAAAGCAUCGCCGUCCUCGAGGCGAUCAUGUCUGUAUACCUGAUAGAACAAUUACCAAUCUUCUAGAAGAGACAGAGGAAAGAAUUAGCGAUUUGGGUUUGGAGAUUGAGGGCAAGAAGGUGGAAAUGAAGUUCAAAGAUAAAGAUGGCAAGAAACUUGCUCGUAUUCUCUUGCGGAAGACACAGGAUGAAUUAGCAGAAGUUCAGGCCUUCCGAAGCAGGCUGGCCAGUGGCUGGCAAGAGAACAAGGUGAUCGGCAAACUAUACAUCUUCCCCAAAAUUGCGUUUGCAGUCGAGCCUGGAUCUUGGACCGAGGAUUGGGCCUUGAUCAAGCUGGAUUCUCAACGUAUUUCACAUUCGGUGCAGAAUUGGCUGGAUUUAUCCCUGCAAACAGAUUUCAUCGCUGCUCGAAAAUCACCCCUCGAUAUACAGCCAAGAUUGGGCAUCCUCCAGGCAGGCCUUUUGCGACUGAAGGGUGUCAUAUCGCAAACGGAAAUGGAACAGCCAAUAGCAGUCUUGAUGCGGGGGGCUAGCAGUGGUUUGAAAACUGGUUACUCCAUGCCAGUGGCCUCCAUGAUAAAAAACAACAGCAACACUGACGGCUUGACCUCAAAGCCAUACCGCGAAGAUGACAGUGUACUUAAUGAUGGGGACAAGAGGUCUUGGAGUCGUGAAUGGUGCAUUACCGCCUAUCCAGACGAGCCACCUUUCAGCGUUAAGGGAGAUUCCGGUGGUGGGGUCGUUGCCAGGGAUGGAAGAAUCGGUGGAGUAAUGACCGGUGGUUGUAAAGGGGCGUGGGGUGCCAAUCCUACUGGGGUAGACAUGACAUACGUCACCCCGAUGUUCUUCAUACUAGAACGAAUGAAGCUGCAGGGAUUGGUUCCUACGCUGCUAUGA
Molecule: messenger RNA, 1815 nt
Organism: Kwoniella shivajii
Lineage: Eukaryota; Fungi; Basidiomycota; Tremellomycetes; Tremellales; Cryptococcaceae
Exons: 1
Coding region: 1-1815 (604 amino acids)
Source: RefSeq, a predicted model, not a curated record